This is a messenger RNA of Aedes albopictus (Asian tiger mosquito), 1859 nucleotides long. RefSeq names its product transcription factor grauzone. The transcript has 3 exons. Gene Ontology annotation, molecular function: zinc ion binding; DNA-binding transcription factor activity. Bases 140 to 1723 code for a protein of 527 amino acids. The record is from RefSeq and is a predicted model, not a curated record. NCBI's taxonomy places the organism in Eukaryota, Metazoa, Arthropoda, Insecta, Diptera, Culicidae. Gene Ontology annotation, cellular component: nucleus.
AAGCAAAACUGCUCAAAACAUGAAGAGUGAAAGUCCUCUCGUCUUUUCUGUACGAUUAGUGUUAUUUUAAUUAAAGUUAAUUGCAAAUUUAACUAGUUUAUCCGUUAAAGUGUCAGUUUAUUUCAAUGUUAAUUGAAACAUGACGACAUUGGUGGAGUUGCAAAACAGUUGCCGGCUAUGUCUGUCUUCUCCGGACGGAACCCCGGAUGAGCCAAGUUCGUCAGACAACUCGAAGUCAUUCGUGUCGAUGGCAGCCAGUUCGCUACGUGGGAAAUUGGACGUGGUUUUCAACUUCACGCUUGACGAAAUGGAUCAGUUGCCGAAAAAUAUUUGCUCACGUUGUUGCAGCAUCGUUGGAGAGUUCUACGAGUUCUCCGAGAAGGUGCAACAGAAUCAGUCCUAUUUACGGAUGCUGACUGGAGAAUGCAGCGGCGAUGUGAAGCGGGAUCCGGACCAAUGGAGUGCGGGUGAAGCGAAAAGUGAGAUCAUUGAGAUGGUAAAAGUUGAGCCCGAUCUGGAGAACGAUGAAGGUGGCGGCAGCGUCGGCGGCUGGGAGGAUGGAGAGAAAGACGAUCUGGAUGAGGAAGCAAGUGGCGCGAGUGGGAACGAAGAAAGCGAAGAAGAUGUUGAUUCUGAGAUUGAAGAGGAACAAGUGGUGACCAGAACCAAACGGAAAUAUACCCGAAGAGCGCCGUUGAAGCCGAAGAAAACAAAACCGGAUGGUGGUCUUGACCCGUCGAAAGAAUACCGAAGUAAGCCCAGGGAAAAGAUCGAAGAGGAGAACAGGAAGAUCCUGGAAUAUUUCAAAUUUAUUUGUGAAAUAUGUCAGCUUCCCACAGAAACGUUCAUCGAAUUGAGGAGGCAUUUUCGGGAUGAACAUAAUCAAAAGGGCUAUCACCGAUGUUGCAACAAGAAGCUAUUCAAGCGGUGCCAUUUACUGGAGCACAUUCAGGUCCACUUGAAUCCGCAUCUUUACGGAUGUGAUCUGUGUUCGAAGAACUUCAGUUCGAAAGAGUACCUGCAGCUGCACAAUAUGCAAUGCCACGCUGAACAAGUCGAGCGACCCUACAAAUGUGACAAAUGCCCGAAGAGCUUCAUUCAGAAGGGACAACUUACGUCUCACUUGGGCCGACACCUAAUGUUCCAGUGCUCUAAAUGCGACAAAGUUCUCGCCGGAAAGGGAUCUCUCAGUGCCCACAUGGUCAACAUGCACAGCGACGAGGGAAAACUCAUUUGCGACACCUGUGGACGUGAGUUCAAAACCAAGCAGUGCUUCGAUAAUCACGUGCGAAAGCAUUUGGGUAUGUCGGAAGACACGAGUGUCGCAUGUGAAAUAUGUCACGUGGUACUCCAAAACAAGACCACCCUCAAGAAACACAUCAUCGCCAAGCACACCCAAACGGACGAAGUUUUCAUUUGCGAGAUUUGUAAUAAACAGGCGCCGAACAAGUUCGCUCUGGAAUCGCACAAGCGAAAGGUUCACUGCGCGGAAAAGUACCAGUGCGAGUUCUGCGAGAAGCGCUUCAAGAACCCGAUAACGCUGAAAGAGCACCGGGCAUCGCACACCGGAGAGAUUUUGUACAACUGCCCGUUCUGCGCUACGACGUUCAAUUCCAAAGCCAACAUGUACGCCCACCGGAAGAAGGCGCACCCGUACGAGUGGGCCCAGGAAAAGAUGGGCCGGAACAAGACUCAAGCACCACCGCAGCCGCAAAUGGAGUGAGAGACUUUCACAUGUCCAAUUCCAACACAAGUUGAAUUAAAGCGCCUAGAAUUGGAAAGAAAUAUGCGACGGGCGCCAAGUACCUGCCAACUGAUGCAACUGAGGUGCAUCAGUUCUUGGGAGAAGGAAAUACAAU